Staurois parvus is the source of this 948-nucleotide messenger RNA. NCBI's taxonomy places the organism in Eukaryota, Metazoa, Chordata, Amphibia, Anura, Ranidae. The record is from the annotation of a GenBank genome assembly.
AUGAGGAAUCUGACAAUUGAUUUUUUUCUCGCUGGGCUGUCUGAGCUUCCGGCUCUUCGUCUCCCUCUCUUUCUCUUCUUCCUUCUCAUCUACCUUCUGACAUUGGUCUGGAAUUUGCUGAUCAUUGUCCUCAUAGUCACCGACUCUCACCUCCAUGUUCCUAUGUACUUCUUUCUUGGGAACUUGGCUGGUUUGGACCUCUGUUGUUCUUCAGUCACCGGCCCACGAAUGUUAUUUGACCUUCAUACCCAGACAAGAAAUAUUACCAUCAUGGCUUGCAUAACCCAAGUCUUCUGUUUUAUAUCCUUUGCCUCCUCUGAAAUUUUUCUGUUGGCUGUUAUGUCCUAUGACCGAUAUACUGCUAUUUGUCAUCCAUUGCAUUACACACAGAUCAUGAAUUGGAAACUGUGUGUACAGUUGGCAUCCAUUGUGUGGUGUCUCGGUUUUGCCUAUUCUUUAGUUCUCACUCUUUGUGCCCAAAGGUUAUCUUUCUGUGGAUCACAUAUUAUAGAAAGCUUCUUCUGUGACCUUCCACAGUUGUUUCAGAUCUCCUGCAGUGACAUCUACAUCAACAUUCUGCUCACCUUUCUCCUGAAUCUAUCAUUCUUGGAGGGCACCAGCUUUAUCAUUACUUUCCUCUCCUAUGUCUACAUUUUCAAAACCAUCCUGAAAAUUACAUUGAAGGAUGGAAGACGGAAAGCUUACUCCACCUGCAGUUCCCACCUCACCGUGCUCUUCAUUUUUUACGGGACUGGGUUUUUCAACUACUUCCAACUCAAAACUAAGGAUGUUCUGCCCAAAACUAAGGAUUCUCUGGCAGGCAGAUUGAUCUCUUUAUUUUAUGCGGUUUUCACCCCUCUCCUAAACCCGCUUAUAUACAGCCUGAGAAACAGGGACCUAAAAGGAGCGCUUCAGAAAAUUCUGUUCAGAAUGAGAUCCAUGACCUGA